AUGGCGGCACCUACGUCUCGUUCUCUCGAGUACCUGGAGGGCCUGCCUGGAACGACCUUCUUCAAGCUGUACCAACAGCCAUCCACCGCCCUCGCUAUUUUCCGGCGCAUGCUGCCUGAUUUGGCAAAAUGUUUUGUGAUGGCACUGUUAUAUCUGAAGGAUCCUCUGCCUACGCAGGAUCUUGAGCUCUGGGUCAAAACAGAAAGCAAGAAGCAACGAGAUAACGCGCUGUCGAUAUUGGGCCGGCUACAUAUUCUAUCGACGACGCUCACAGGCGAAAAUGCCCGCGCAUACAUGGUCACCAACCCAUUCGCAUCCUCCCUCAGACAAGCCCUCAUGGGCUCGGAAGACUCCCAAUCCUUUGGUGUCUUUUCCCAAGCUCCGGGUGAAAGCCUCAUAUCAAUCGCUGACCUGGAUGAAUAUGCACGAGGGCGGUGGGAAAGUGUGCUAGGGUACAUGGUCGGAACGAGUGCUCUGAGUGGACAACGUGACGUGAACCUCAGCAAGGGCGUCAAGCAGUUGCUCCAAGCAGGCCACCUUGUCGAGAUUCGUGAUCGUCGAGUGGAUAUCACCAAAGAUGGAUUUGGAUUCGUGCUUCAGGAUGUCAACACGCAAGUCUGGCACAUACUGAUCCUCUACGUCGAGAGCGCCGAGGCCAUCGGGAUGGACAGCGUCGAGGUCCUCUCAUUCCUGUUCCUGCUCAGCAGUUUGGAAUUAGGACAGUCCUAUGAGAAGGAACAGUUGUCCUCUGUCCAGCUCCGGACUCUUGCCGACCUCGCCGACUUUGGCAUUAUCUACCAAGAGACGCCGGAGGCCACACGCUUCUACCCAACACGGCUUGCAACCACCCUGACGUCCGACUCGAGUGCACUGAGCAGCACCGUCGGUAGCUCGUUGACUGGGGCCUCGGCUCAUCCUGGUGCUUCCGGAUCCGGAUUCAUCAUCAUCGAAACGAACUAUCGCCUCUACGCAUACACCUCAUCGCCGCUACAGAUCUCUCUCAUCUCGCUCUUCACAACACUGAAGUACCGCUUUCCAAAUCUGGUCACCGGCAAAAUCACACGCCAAUCUGUCCGCCGGGCCAUCGACAUGGGCAUCACCGCCGACCAGAUCAUCUCAUACCUGUACUCCCACGCACACACUCAGCUGCGCAAACGCGAUGCUUCCCUUUCCACCUCCAACACGACAAGUAUCCCGCCCUCGGUGCUUCCGCCUACUGUCACAGAUCAGAUCAGACUGUGGCAGCUGGAGCGUGACCGGCUCAGAGCCACUGCUGGCUUCCUAUUCAAGGAUUUCACUUCCCUGCAGGAAUACCAGGCCCCAUGCCAAUAUGCCGCGGAGAUCGGUGUGCUGGUCUGGAAGUCUGAUCGGAAGCGGAUGUUCUUCGUGACGCGGCACGAGCAGGUAGCUGCGUUCCUCCGGAGUAAAAAAUAG
Penicillium canariense is the source of this 1434-nucleotide messenger RNA. RefSeq names its product TFIIH/NER complex subunit TFB2. The coding region runs from base 1 to 1434 and encodes 477 amino acids. The transcript is spliced from 3 exons. Gene Ontology annotation, biological process: nucleotide-excision repair. Gene Ontology annotation, cellular component: transcription factor TFIIH core complex; transcription factor TFIIH holo complex. Gene Ontology annotation, molecular function: ATPase activator activity; double-stranded DNA binding. The record is from RefSeq and is a predicted model, not a curated record. NCBI's taxonomy places the organism in Eukaryota, Fungi, Ascomycota, Eurotiomycetes, Eurotiales, Aspergillaceae.